CUUUUAUCUAUUAAUUUAUAUGUAUUUAAAGGGGACCUAAACAUUUUCUAACUAUAUUUUAUGUUAGUAAGAUACGCGUGUAUAAAUUAGUUGAACUUCAAGCAAUCAUGAAAAUUGUACUUCUGUUUUUUCUUUGCUGCACUUUUCAUGCAGCAUUUAGUAGAUCAUUAGAAGAAUGUCCUGGUGGAGCAGCUUCGCAUACAAUACAGGACACUCGAGAAAUUAAUGGAAAUUUAUUCGAACCCAUAAAAGUCCGUUUUCCUGAGACGGGCGAAUACGCCGCUGCAAUUUCCUGUAUUCUGGCAAUCGAUAAAUCUAAUAGUCACAGUGACCCAGUCAUAACGCAAGGAGGUAUAGGAGACUUUUUUGUCGAGAUAACCGUAGGUCCUUGGCUUCUAGAACAACUAAAAUACAGAUUUGAAAUUUAUACUGGUUAAUAAAAAGUGUAAAUAAUGUUAUAAACAGAUAAUGAAUAAAUAAUGAGCAUGUAAUACUAACAGAAUAGUUUUAAU
This is a messenger RNA of Phyllotreta striolata, 512 nucleotides long. The record is from the annotation of a GenBank genome assembly. Lineage: Eukaryota; Metazoa; Arthropoda; Insecta; Coleoptera; Chrysomelidae.